This is a messenger RNA of Colletotrichum karsti, 732 nucleotides long. RefSeq lists its product as uncharacterized. Gene Ontology annotation, molecular function: oxidoreductase activity. The coding region runs from base 1 to 732 and encodes 243 amino acids. Lineage: Eukaryota; Fungi; Ascomycota; Sordariomycetes; Glomerellales; Glomerellaceae. The transcript has a single exon. The record is from RefSeq and is a predicted model, not a curated record.
AUGUCCAACGUACCCAUAGCCCUCGUAACCGGCGCAAACGCAGGCCUCGGGAGAGCCAUCGCCGAGAUCCUCGCAACACAGCACUCCUACCACGUCAUAAUCGGCUCCCGAGACAUCCAAAAAGGUCAAGAAACCGAAACCUCGCUCAGAGCAAAGGGACUCUCCGUCUCCACAGUCCAGCUCGACCUCAUAUCCGACGACUCGAUCCACGCCGCAGUCUCAGAGAUCACCAAACAGAACGGAAGACUCGACGUGCUCGUAAACAACGCCGCAGUCCAUCUCGAGAUCGGACCCUCGGACCUCUCCCUCCGAGACCGCUUCCGCUCGACCUUCGAAACCAACGUCUUCGGCACGGCUGUUCUCACAGAAGCCUGCGUGCCGCUGCUGCGCCAGGCCGAGAGUCCCAGGGUCGUUUUUGUUGGCUCGGCUAGUGGUUCGAUGACGCGGUCCUUGGAUAAGGAGUUUAGCUUCUACGGGGCGGAGUUUGCUGCGUAUAAGGCGAGUAAGGCUGCGAUGAAUAACCUUUCGAUGAGGUAUGUGGUGAAGCUGGAGGAUGUUGGGGGCAUGGUCAACGUGGUUUGUCCGGGCUUGGUGAAGACUAAGAUGGUGAACUUCACCUCGUCUGGGGUUGAGCCUGAGGUGGCGGCGUUGAAGGUGGUUGAGAUGGCGACUUUGGAGAAGGGGGGACCUACGGGUACGUUUGUGGAUGCGAACGGUGAAGUGCCUUGGUAA